Molecule: messenger RNA, 1521 nt
Organism: Numida meleagris (helmeted guineafowl)
Lineage: Eukaryota; Metazoa; Chordata; Aves; Galliformes; Numididae
Gene: CPOX
Product: coproporphyrinogen oxidase
Exons: 7
Coding region: 42-1070 (342 amino acids)
Cellular component (GO): mitochondrial intermembrane space; cytoplasm
Molecular function (GO): coproporphyrinogen oxidase activity
Source: RefSeq, a predicted model, not a curated record
UGGGCGGGCUGGGGUUGGGGCUGUGGCGGCGGCGGGCCUUCAUGGCGGCGGCCGAGGAGGAAGAGGAGGAGGAGGAGAUGCGACGGCGGUUCAUGGCGCCGCCGGUGAGUGGGCUAAGGGAGCUGCGGCGGCGGCGGCGGGAGCUGGGGAGCCGCAUGGAGCUGCUCAUCAUGGAGACGCAGGCCGAAGUGUGCCGCGCCUUGGCGGCGCUGGACCCCGGCGCCUCCUUCGCCGUGGACACCUGGGAGAGGAAGGAAGGCGGAGGCGGCAUCAGCUGCGUGCUACAGGACGGAGAGGUCUUCGAGAAGGCGGGCGUGAACGUGUCGGUGGUGUUCGGGCAGCUGUCCGAGGAGGCGGCGCGGCAGAUGAGGAGUAGGGGGAAGGCCCUCAAGGCCACCGAGGACGGAAAACUGCCUUUCUGUGCCAUGGGUGUAAGCUCCGUUAUCCAUCCAAAGAAUCCUCAUGUUCCAACCAUGCACUUCAACUACAGAUACUUUGAAAUUGAGGAAGCCGAUGGGACGAAACAGUGGUGGUUUGGUGGUGGAACGGACCUCACUCCGACUUACUUGAAUGAAGAAGAUGCUGUACAUUUUCACAAGACUCUGAAAGAAGUUUGUGACAAGCACGAUCUGAAGCUGUAUCCCAAGUACAAGAAAUGGUGUGAUGACUACUUCUAUAUCAAGCACCGUGAUGAGCGAAGAGGGAUUGGAGGCAUAUUCUUUGAUGACAUGGACUCUCCUUCCAAGGAGGAAGUAUUCCAGUUUGUACAGAGCUGUGCCAAAGCUGUUGUGCCUUCUUACAUUCCCAUUGUGAAGAAGCACUGCCAUGACUCCUACACACCAGAGGAGAAACUAUGGCAGCAGCUUCGGAGAGGACGGUAUGUGGAGUUCAACUUGGUUUAUGACAGAGGUACAAAAUUUGGCCUGCUAACACCAGGAUCAAGAAUUGAAAGUAUUCUUAUGUCUCUGCCACUGACUGCAAGGUGGGAAUACAUGAACACACCCCCAGAGAGCUCAAAGGAAGCUGAAAUUCUGGAGGUUCUCCGCAAUCCCAAAGACUGGGUGCACUGAUGUGGAUUGUGAAGAAGGUGGAUUGCUUAUACUGAGCCAUUACAGAAGAAGAGGAAUGCCUGCAAGCCAGCUCCUCUGAACUGCUGCUGCGUGGUGUCUUAGUAUAGCUACUUAUACUCUUACCUGGUGCCUUAAUGAUGAUGCUGUAGACUUGUAACUUGCAAAUAUGUGAACUCUAAGAGUGAUCAGCUGAUGUUGUCAUCCCUCAUUGAUGUUGCCUUGUGAAGGACUGGUGAAACCCUCCCAGGGCUAGUGUGCAUGCUUAUGAUCUUCUUAAACUGAUUUGUGUGAUUGCAAAGUGUUAAACUACUGUGAAGAAUUCCCCCUGUGGAAUUAAAGCACUAUCUGUGCCUAGAUGGCACUGCUUACUUGAGAAUAAUGUUGGGAUGUUCUAGAAAUAGUUUUUUUUAAGGAAUAAAGUGAAUAUUUGGUAUGAUUUUAAAUCUUUAAA